Molecule: messenger RNA, 2432 nt
Organism: Desarmillaria tabescens
Lineage: Eukaryota; Fungi; Basidiomycota; Agaricomycetes; Agaricales; Physalacriaceae
Product: nucleophile aminohydrolase
Exons: 12
Coding region: 136-1950 (604 amino acids)
Biological process (GO): glutathione catabolic process
Cellular component (GO): fungal-type vacuole; plasma membrane
Molecular function (GO): glutathione gamma-glutamate hydrolase
Source: RefSeq, a predicted model, not a curated record
UAGUCACAGACGAUGGUCGACAUGUAAGCACAGUCUUAUCAUCGGAUUCGUAAUAGUAAUCUAAUUUCUGCCUCCGCUUUAUCAUCAGCCGGCUGAUAACAGCGCAAAAUAACUUCUCUCCUUCCAACUGCAAGGAUGGAGUCGUGGCAUCUCUUUGGGGAAGGCAAGGCCGGCCGUAGUGAAAUACCCCUCCCUGCAUCGUCUUCAUUGGAGACUCGGAGGUCGAGGAAACCUCGCGUAGUCUUCCUUUGCUGCUUCUUGGGUCUUCUGGCAUGGACCAGCCUAUGUCAUCGACAUCAGCCACCGGAUCCAUGGGCUAUCAUUCAGCAAACACGCAAUCCUGCAUAUCUCAUCGAGGCAGAACAUGGCGCUGUUGCGUCGGAGCACAAGCGUUGCUCUGACAUUGGGGUCGACGUUCUCAAAGACGGGGGCAAUGCCGUAGACGCGGUCAUUAGUGUGACUUUCUGUGUUGGGGUUGUCAAUAUGUUCUCGUCUGGUAUCGGCGGAGGCGGCUUCAUGACCGUUCGCAUCCCACCUAAAGAUGCCAAUUCUUCUUCACAAGUGUUCAAUAUUGACUUCCGAGAAAUGGCUCCUGCGCUGUCGAACUCGUCCAUGUUCCCGGCCGGAUCAAAUUCCUCAAGAUUUGGAGGCCUGUCGGUCGCCGUGCCAGGAGAAGUUCGUGGGCUGGAAGAGGCGCACAACAGAUGGGGGUCACUUCCAUGGAACAGGCUUGUGCAACCCAGCGUCAACUUGGCCGCCGGUUGGCAGGUCGAUAAGGAGUUGGGACGUAGAAUUCCGUGGUUUGCUGAUUUGAUGCUGGGAAACCCGGAUUGGCGUGAUAUUUUUGCUCCGAAUGGAGUGCUUCUGAAAGAAGGAGAAAUAAUCAGAAGAACAAACUACUCCAGGACCCUUGCGACAAUCGCUAGUGAAGGUGCCAAUGCCUUCUACAAGGGCCCUAUUGCAGAUGCACUUGUUCAGAAGAUCGCCUCCACUGGUGGCAUCCUGUCCCAUGCGGAUCUCGAAAGGUACAAAGUGAAAGUGACGCGAGCUCUCCAAGGGACUUAUGAAGGUCGGAAAAUAUACACCACCCACGCACCUACCUCGGGACCUGCUCUACUUCAUAUGCUUAAUCUGAUAGAAAAGUAUGUCUUAGAGAAACGAAAUGGUGUCAACACGCAUAGAUUAGUUGAGGCAAUGAAAUUCGGGUUUGCAGCACGUACUAGAAUAUGCGACCCCGAUUUUCAAAAUAAUACCGACGUCAUAGAUUCUAUAUCCACUAAAGCGUUUGCAAACAUCAUUUUCCCCAAUAUCACGGAUGGACAUACACACCCACCUGAUUACUAUAACCCUGAAUAUGAUGUCUUGACAGAUCAUGGAACGAGCCAUACAUCUAUAGUUGACAAAAACGGCAUGGCAGUGUCGCUAACGUCCACUGUAAACCUUCUUUUUGGGUCAGAGGUUCUUGACCCAGUGACCGGUGUCAUUCUGAACGACGAAAUGGAUGACUUCAGUGUUCCUGGGACGCCUAAUGGAUUCGGCUUAUGGCCUUCACCGUAUAACUAUCCUGAGCCUGGAAAGCGUCCCCUGUCGUCGACAUCGCCAACGAUCAUUGAGAAUGCCGAUGGGUCGUUCUACCUGAGCAUUGGUGGAUCUGGAGGAUCUCGAAUCUUUCCAGCUGUCUUCCAAGUGAUACUGAAUCUUGACUGGGGCUUGAAUCUCGGCGAGGCUAUUGAAUUCGGACGACUUCACGAUCAAUUAUAUCCCCUUUUUCUGGAUGCCGACAAUGUGUAUCCCAGUGACAUCCUGGAUGACUUAAGAAGUAGAGGACACAAUGUUACUGUUGCCGAUGUAAAUCGCGUCGCCUCUGUUGUACAAGGUGUUAUGAUAAAGGAUGGGAAGAUUUUUGCUGCGAGUGAUUCCCGUAAAAAUGGUAUAGCAGCAGGAUAUUGAUGAUACGGACGCUUAUGUGAUACCAAUGGAUCUCAUUUUGCAAGUACGGAAAUGUGUCCACAGGUUAUCUAGAUAAUCUUUCCGUGGCUUGAAAGCCAGAGCCCUGCAUCCAAACCGGGUCCUGAGAGCAAUCACUUCAGGGACUUGCGACUGCCUGCCUGGGACCAGCUAGGCCUAAUAACGGAUGGUAACGUCAUGUGGUUUGUCGCAUCUGACUCUAUGCCUUACUGCCCUGGCGCGUCGGAUGUGAGCUGGGCAAGUGAUGGGCAUGCCUCGGACUUGGGUGAUCAUUCAUUUGACUAUGUGAAAUGUUUGGCAAGUUUGGAACUAUACACCGAUAUCGACACCGUGGCUAGGUCUUUCGCUGCCAGCUGCUCAAGGGUUCACUUUCAUCAAGUGUUCAUCAGCAGGACGUCUGAUUCGGAUGAUUUUCGCCUAUACUUUUUAUCACGCGUCGAUUCAUUGUCCUCUGUGGUCGCCCG